Spirodela intermedia is the source of this 66-nucleotide messenger RNA. The record is from the annotation of a GenBank genome assembly. NCBI's taxonomy places the organism in Eukaryota, Viridiplantae, Streptophyta, Magnoliopsida, Alismatales, Araceae.
AUGGAGAUAUUCAAUACAAAGUCACCACAUCUAUUAUUAUUCCUUUACUUUUACCUAAGAAGGUAA